CCAUAUUAUGAUUCUCACAAAUCACAACCAAAUAUCAACCUUCAAAACCAACAUGGCGAAGUUUACCCUUCUUUUCCUUCUCCUUGCUCUACUCUCAAUGGCAACAUCAACACCAACAAACUUCAUCAAAUCCUCAUGUAGCACAACACCAUAUCCAACACUUUGUGUUGAAUCUCUUUCUGUCUAUGCAACAACAAUCCAACAAGAUCCACACCAAUUAGUCCUAACAGCAUUAUCACUUAGCCUCAACAAAACUCAAUCCACAAAAGGCUUUGUUACUAUGUGCAACACCUUCAAAAAUCUAAAACCAAUAGAAUAUGCUGCUCUUCAUGAUUGUUCUGAAGAAAUUAGUGAUAGUGUUGAUAGGCUUAGCCGUUCAUUGAAUGAGCUUAAACUUUGCAAGAUCAAUGGUCAAGAUUUCAAUUGGCAUAUAAGCAAUGUUGAGACAUGGGUUAGCUCAGCUUUAACUGAUGAAAGCACUUGUGGUAAUGGAUUUGGUGGAAAAGCACUUGAUGGAAGAAUCAAAGCCUCUAUUAGAUCAAGAAUGGUUCAUGUUGCUCAAGUUACUAGUAAUGCUCUUUCACUUAUUGAUCAAUAUGCUGCUAAUCACAUGGAAGAAAUUAAUUAAACACUAAUAAUCAAAUGUUUUGCUAUUAAGGUUGUUGAAAAUACUUUAAUGUGGUUGGUUACUUUUCUGUUUUUUGUUUUAUGUGAUGUGUGUAAUGUGUACCUACAACUAUAUAUAGUGUGAAAUAAAGUUACUAUUUUUAUGA
Molecule: messenger RNA, 773 nt
Organism: Vicia villosa (hairy vetch)
Lineage: Eukaryota; Viridiplantae; Streptophyta; Magnoliopsida; Fabales; Fabaceae
Product: 21 kDa protein-like
Exons: 1
Coding region: 8-628 (206 amino acids)
Biological process (GO): negative regulation of catalytic activity
Molecular function (GO): enzyme inhibitor activity
Source: RefSeq, a predicted model, not a curated record